Messenger RNA from Talaromyces atroroseus, 915 nucleotides. RefSeq lists its product as hypothetical. Gene Ontology annotation, cellular component: endoplasmic reticulum; plasma membrane. The record is from RefSeq and is a predicted model, not a curated record. The transcript is spliced from 5 exons. The coding region runs from base 1 to 915 and encodes 304 amino acids. NCBI's taxonomy places the organism in Eukaryota, Fungi, Ascomycota, Eurotiomycetes, Eurotiales, Trichocomaceae.
AUGAUAGUCACAGCAGUGGAAGACGCAUUCAAGCACACCGUGCCACUGCCCACGCAGACGUCCUCGGUUGGACCCGUCCCGACGGUGAUACCGGGGGACCAGCCUAUUGUGCUGCAGAUUCAUGACACGGGAAAGCGCACAUUAUGGGUUGUUGUGGUCCUCAUGGCCAUCUCGUCGCUUGCGUUUUACUUCCUUGCUGCCAGAGUCCGAGUGCAACAUCGCCUACUCCACACUCUGACAGCGCUCAUCACCACAAUCUCGUUCCUGUCCUACCUUGCCAUGGCCACCGGCGAAGGGGUAACAUACAAGCACUCCGUCAACCACCAAGCCCACCAGCACGUGCCAGAUACAUACCAAGAGAUUCUGCGUCAAAUAUUCUGGGUGCGAUACGUGAACUGGAUACUGACGACGCCCCUCAUCCUGAUCAAUAUUGCGUUAAUCGGUGGUCUCAAUGGCGCCAAUCUGUUGGCCGCCAUUGCCGCCGACUUGGCCAUGUUCGCUGCCGGCCUGGCAGCUACAUUCGCGCGCUAUGAGCGCCGUUGGCUGUGGUAUGCCAUUGUCUGCAUCAGUUUCCUGACUGUAGGAUAUCAGGCGGGCGUGAAUGGAGCGCGGUCGGUACGUCAAGGUUCUGAUCGGCAUCGCGCGCUGUUUACUUCGUUUACGGGUGCGAAUUUGCUUGUAUUCGUGUUGUAUCCGAUCAUCCUUGCAGCGUCUCCUCUCAGCCACCGAAUCAGCGUGGAUGCCGAGACUGUCGCCUGGGCGAUCCAUGACAUUCUGACUCAGGGAUUAUUCGGCUACUGGUUGCUUGUUGGGCAUGAUAGUAGUGAGACAGGACAACUCUUCGUCGAUGGGUUCUGGUCUCAUGGCAUUAACCAUGAAGGUGCCAUCCGAGUGGGUGAGAAUGAGGGAGCGUAG